Molecule: messenger RNA, 3340 nt
Organism: Rhododendron vialii
Lineage: Eukaryota; Viridiplantae; Streptophyta; Magnoliopsida; Ericales; Ericaceae
Product: protein SEMI-ROLLED LEAF 2
Exons: 21
Coding region: 192-3179 (995 amino acids)
Source: RefSeq, a predicted model, not a curated record
AAACCACGCGCUACCUCUCCCUCUCUCUCUCUCUACUUUGCCGUUUUGUCUUGUUGACACUCCACUUGAUUCUUGUUGGGGGGUUUUCCAACUUCAAACAUACAUUUGCUGCUGCGAGCGGUUUCACUCGCCAGAUCUGCUCUUCAGGGACGGUUCCUUUCCUGGCUGGGUUCGUUCUGUGUGUGGGGAGAAUGGGAUUUAUUUCCCGGAAAAUAUUCCCGGCAUGUGGGAGUAUGUGUGUAUGCUGCCCUGCUAUGAGGUCAAGUUCGCGACGACCGGUCAAGCGUUACAAGAAACUGCUUGCUGAAAUCUUCCCCAAAUCCUCUAAGGCCCCUCCAAAUGAGCGAAAAAUUGUGAAGUUAUGUGAAUAUGCUGCCAAAAACCCUUUUAGAAUCCCAAAGAUUGCAAAGUAUCUUGAAGAAAGGUGCUACAAAGAAUUGCGUUGCGAGCACAUCAAGUUCAUCAAUAUUGUUUCAGAAGCUUACAACAAGUUGCUCUGUCUGUGUAAAGAGCAAAUGGCAUAUUUUGCAGUCAGUCUGCUGAAUGUUGUCAAUGAAAUGAUGGAUAGUCAUAAGAAAGAUGCUGUGAGGAUAAUUGGAUGCCAGACCUUUACUAGAUUUAUUUAUAGCCAGGUAGAUGGGACUUACACGUAUAACAUUGAAAAUUUGGUUGACAAAGUUUGCACACUAGCUCGGGAGAGUGGAGAAGACCAUGAAAAGCGCUGCUUGAGGGCAGCAAGUUUGCAGUGCCUAUCAGCCAUGGUAUGGUACAUGGCAGAAUUUUCGCACAUAUUUGCAAAGUUUGAUGAGAUUGUGCAUGUCACUUUGGAUAACUAUGACCCGGAUCCACUAGGUGAAGAUGAUGAUGAAAGAGGGGAGCCACAUCAUAAUUGGGUUGAUGAAGUGGUAAGAUGUGAAGGUAGAACUGUUGCUGCUGUUGGUAGUGAAAUCUCUAGCUGCACUUUCCUCAGGCCACGAGCAGAAAAGAAAGAUCCUUCUCUUUUGAGCAGAGAGGAGAUUGAGACACCAAAAGUUUGGGCACAAAUAUGUAUCCAAAAAAUGGUUGAACUGGCCAAAGAGAGUAUAACAAUGCGACUGGUCUUAGAUCCGAUGUUUAUCUACUUUGAUACCAAGCGGUACUGGGUUCCAAGGCAUGGGUUGGCAAUAAUGGUUCUAUCCGACAUGUGCUACUUCGUGGAAAAUCCAGGGAACCAGCAGUUUAUUCUGAGUACUGUGAUUCAUCAUUUGGACCACAAAAAUGUGUCACAUGAUCCUCAAGUCAAAUCUAACGUUGUCCAAAUUGCUAAUUCUUUGGCUCGGCAAAUUAGAUCUGAAGCUGUACUUACGGAUUCUGGAUUUAUCAGUGAUCUAUGCCGACAUUUGAGGAAAAGUCUUCAAGCAACUGUUGACUCUGUUGGAGAGGAAGUAUUGAACUUGAAUAUCUCCCUCCAAAACACCAUUGAAGAUUGCUUACUAGAGAUUGUUAAAGGGAUUGUUGAUUCACGACCGAUGUUUGACAUGAUGGCAAUAACACUAGAGAAGCUUCCAUCUGUUAAAGUUGUUGCUAAAGCAACUAUUGAGUCAUUGAUCAUUCUUGCUCAUGUGGUUUCAUUGGCAUCUGUCUCUUCACUUUCGCAGCAGGUGUUUCCAGAGGCACUUUUUGUGCAACUUGUGAAGAUAAUGUUGCAUCAUGAUGUUGAAGUACGUGCUGGAGCGCAUCAAAUAUUUUCUGCUCUGCUUGUCCCAUGUUCUAACUCACAACAUGGCAUUGGUAGUAAACAUCCAAGGAGAUGGCACUCAGAUUCUGCAUCUCCAUUUGCUUCAAUAAAAUCACUACUUGAAAGGCUUCAGAGAGAGAAGGAUGGCACUAAAGUACACAAGCCGGUGAAUAAUGUUCAAGAUAAUUUCAAGGACAGAGAAGUUACUGAGGAAGAAUGGAAGCAGGGACGGGCUCCCAAGAAUUCAUCUAAUUUUCAUAAAAUAAGUUCUAUCAUUGACAAGACAACUAAAACAACCAGCUGGGCUGAGGCUGAACCAUCAAUUCUGAAAUUUAGUGAGGACCAAGUAGCCCAGUUGUUGUCUGCCUUCUGGGUACAAGCUAAUCUUCCAGACAAUCUGCCUUUUAAUAUUGAAGCGAUAGCUCACUCUUACUGCUUAACACUUCUUUCUUUACGCCUUAAGAACCCAAAAAACAACGUUGUGGUCCGGUUCUUUCAGCUUCCACUGUCACUAAGGAAUAUACUGUUGGAUCCUAACAAUGGUACAUGGCCUCCAGCAUACCAGAGAACGGUCCUCAUCUUAUCAACAGCAAUGUUGACUUUUGCAGCUAAGAUGUACCAGAUUCUUGAUUUAAUUGAUUUAGUCAAAUCUCUAGUUGAAUAUGAGGUUGAUCCCUAUCUAGGCAUCAGUGAUGACUUCCAAGUAUAUGUGAAACCUUGGGCAGAUGUGAGGGAAUUUGGAUCCGCAGCUGAUAAUAAAGACGCAGCAUCAUUACUACAUGAUCUGCGGAACCAAGUCUAUGAAACUGACAAGAUUGUUGUGGAUAGUUUAGUUCAGAGUUUAUCCGGCACUACUGAGCUGGAGCCAGAUGACUUAGCAAAGCAACUUUCUGAACCAUUCACACCUGACGAUGCAUUCAUGUUUGGUCCACAUUCGGUAGUCGAUUUGGAUGACCUUCAAGCGAUCGAAAACUCCAAGGAAACUCUUUCCAUCGACGGGGAUUUUACGACAAACCUGAUGGCUGAGGAUGAUCUGAGAAGUGAAUCAUCUGUUGCUGACCUCUCUCGCUUCAUUCCCCACGUGGCCGCAUCCCCUUCCAUGCCUCACAUCAUUAGCAUCGGACAGCUUCUGGAAUCGGCGCUUGAGGUAGCUGGUCAAGUGGCUGGAACUUCUAUUUCAACUUCACCCCUUCCAUAUAGCGCCAUGGCCCGUCAAUGUGAAGCUCUUGGCACUGGGACAAGACAGAGGCUCUCGAGUUGGUUGACCUAUGAAAGUCAUUACUCUAAAACAUCUGAAAAACUGUUUCCAGCAAUUUCUACGGAUGGGCAUUCAGAAAUCAAGAUGGUUAACAAUGGAGGUGGAGCUGUCCAGGGAGGAAUGCUGCCGAUGGACCCUUGGUUGGCAAUGAAGCUUCCUCCUGCUAGUCCAUUUGACAACUUCCUCAGAGCAGCUAGGUAUUAGUAACAAAGAAGAGGCUAUAACAAGCUGUCUGUUAACCUGACAUUGUAAAGUUGUAGGAAUUGUAGGAUGUUCACAGCUCAGCUCAUGAUUUCAACAUGAUUAACAUUCGAAGGGCUUCAAUGCCCUUCCGAAUUUGGGUUAUUGUAUGCUAUGUUUACCUC